UGCUGUUUUAUUCUUGGAAUAUUUGCUAAUAAUUAUUAUGGAAGAGGAGACUGUGGAGUCACACUUCUGAAAUCCAGACGUGUAAAACUCAGUUGCUAGUCUAUUCUUGUGUUCUCAAAAGGCCGCAUCUGAAACCCCUUUACUGGACACCUGGUGCUCAUGUUUUUUGUGGAGAUGCAAAAGCUCCAAGUAACUCUUGGGGAUUGAUUUCUGCCCUGUGGAAGCCAGACAGCUGGUCCUGCCCGGCUCACCUCCAAUCAUAGUGCUUCAGGGGGUUCCCAGCUGGCUCCUAGGCUCUGAAACUAUUAACAUAGUCUCUUUUUGAGCCAGAGUAUAAAGACCAAAGAUCCCUUCACAUCAGUUUAGACCCUGUGAUUUCAGAGAAACCAUUAAAAGACACAUAAGGCACCUCAGGUGAGAGAUGAAGAAUCCCCAAGUAACCUAACUCCACUUAAUCUCUUCCUCCCGAGGACCCUGAACAGAAUCAGCCUGCCCUGCCCAGCUGCCACAGUAAGGCAGAUGGGUGACUAGAAACCUGUAGAUUUAAAGCAUUUAUCUUCUGAAGUAUUUUUCAUUUAAAAUAUAUGCACUUUGGGAACUGCCAGCGCCCAGUAAAUCGCCAAAAUGACCAACACAAAGGGAAAGCGGAGGGGGACUCACUAUAUGUUCUCUAGACCUUUCAGAAAACAUGGAGUUGUUCCUUUGGCCACAUACAUGCGUAUAUACAAGAAAGGUGAUAUCGUAGACAUAAAGGGAAUGGGCACAGUCCAAAAAGGAAUGCCCCACAAGUGUUAUCAUGGCAAAACUGGAAGAGUCUACAAUGUUACCCAUCAUGCUGUUGGCAUUGUCGUUAACAAACAAGUUAAAGGCAAGAUUCUUGCCAAGAGAAUUAAUGUCCGCAUUGAGCAUAUUAAGCACUCUAAGAGUCGAGACAGCUUCCUGAAACGGGUGAAGGAAAAUGAUCAAAAAAAGAAGGAAGCCAAAGAGAAAGGGACUUGGGUUCAACUGAAGCGCCAGCCUGCUCCACCCAGAGAAGCCCACUUUGUAAGAACCAAUGGAAAGGAACCUGAGCUGCUGGGGCCCAUCCCCUAUGAAUUCAUGGCAUGAGAAGUGUUUGUUUAAAAAUAAAGAGACUCCUAGACUAUAAAAAUAAAUAAAUAAAUAAAUAAAAUAUAUGCACUUUGGGUCAGUGUAGUAGGUAAAACGCUUGCCUUGCGUGCAGCCAAAUUGGGUUCAAUACUUGGCACCAUAUACGCACCCCUGAGCCUGCUAGGAGUGGUCCCUUAACACCGCCUGAUGUGGCCAAAAAGACAAAAAAUAAAAAUACAUAUAUAUGCACUGGAUUUUAAAGGACACAGUUCUCAACUUUAUGUCUCAAAGAGAGAUUGAGAGAAGGUGGAAUGGUUUAUAAAUGUAAGCAAAGCACUAAAAGGCAGCGUUGUGGUAUUUCUGGUGAAUAGGGUGGGAGGCAGUGGGGGACUGACCCACUCACCUUCCUUUUUGAGUCUUUCGUUUAAUUUCCUUCCCAUAAUUUAAUUGGUAGGUUUGUAGAUAGAUGUUUACUUGGUCUGAGCACUAUCCUGGGGUGUGUGUGUGUGUGUGUGUGUGUGUGUGUGUGUGUGUGUGUGUGUGUGUGUGUGUGUGUGUGUGUGUGUUCUGUUCUCUUUUUUAUGGUUAGUAAUUUUAUUUUAUAAAGUAGUUCGCAAUAUUUGAUUACAUUUAAUAUUCAAACACCAAUCCCACCACCAUUACACCUUCCCACCACCGUAUUUCACAUGUUUUCAUCCUGAACCCCAACCCCUGUCCCAGAGCAGAAAUGAAAUAAUUUAUUUUGUAUUGUUUGUUAUGAAAAACCACUGAAAAUGCUACAAAAAUGUUUUCUUUGAGGCUGGAGUGAUAGCACAGUGGAUAGGGCAUUUGCCUUGCACAUGGCCAACCCGGGUUCAAUUCCCAGUACCCCAUAUGUUCCUCUGAGCACCGCCAGAGGUAAUUCCUGAGUGCAUGAGCCAGGAGUAACCCCUGUGCAAUGCUGGGUGUCACCCAAAAAGCAAAAAAAAAAAAAAAGUUUCCUUAGAGGAAAGAGUGUGAAGAUUGUGGUAUUUCACCCAAAGGCCAUUGACCCCUUCUAUAAGACAUCACUAACUAACAGGUUAUUAAAGGUUGAGCCUUGUGUGCUUAUACAUACAUAUGUGUGUGUAUGUGUGUGUGUGUGUGUGUGUGUGUGUAAAAAAUUUAUUUCCCUCUAAGAUUGGUUGCCUCCAGCUUUAAAUCCCAUCAAAUGCAGUACAGUACUCUUGGACUGUGGGUGGUGUGAGGUAUGAGUUGUUGCGGUCCAGGAAUAGGUUCAUUCAUGAGCGAGGUUUGGCCUAAGCAUGUGGAGAGCGGCCGUGAGCAUGGCGGUAGUUGAGUUCUGGAGGCUUUCGGAUGUGAGGGCUGGGUUCCUUGGGGCAGGGAGAGGUCUCACCUGUCACCCUCUGGGGCACACUGAAUGAGACAGCCUGGCAUGGAGUCCGGUGGCAUGGUUAAGGCAUGUGUCACAUUAUGCUCCCUUCCAGGCAAAAACAUGCAGCUCUGGAUUGUGGCCGAUGAUGAGAUGAUCUGGCCCCAGCCAGAGGCAGCUUAUGGGCAUGUCUGCAGAGUUGCCGAAAGUAGGAGCUUUGCGUCAGGUGGCCUGAGUCUGAUCCCAGCAUCUCAUGGUCCCCUGAACGCCCACCAGGAGUAGCCUCUGAGCAUUGCCAGGCAUUGCCCCCAAACUAAGCCAGAGAGCCAUGAUGCGUUCUGUUCUUACAUGCAUCUUUGGCUUGGUUUGGUUUGAGUUGCUGGGGUCAGACCCAGGCCACCUGCAUGCAAAGCAAGGGUUCAGCCCAGUCAGUCAUCUCUGUGGCCCUACACGCUUUUCUUUCGUGUUAUGGGGUUGGAUUGGGCAGGUUGGGGGGGGGGGUGUAGUGAACUUUAUUCCCCCCGCCAUAUCUCCCCAGAGGUACAUGUGUGCAUGGACUGAGUGUGCCGGGCAGAAACCUUCCUGCCUGUGUGAGCGACUGCUGAGUCCGCCCAAUUAAUUUGAUCAAAUCACGUAUUCUGAAUAACAACUAUAAAGUGAAAACUCCAAUCUUUAUACGUUAACCACCAGAAAAUUCUCCCGAUCCUCUUCCGUCAAAUUUAAUCUGGUAGAUUGGCUUACCAAACAUCAAGGUAGUACCCCUGAUGUUUCUUAGAAACACAAUGAAUAAAAAUGUGUUGGUGGUAUCUAUACUAUAAAUUGUAUUAAAAAGAUAUUGUUGCAACACAGACACUGAGAGGUCAUCAUGGUUGGCCCAUUAUCUACUUUCGGCACACAUCUCCCAUCCCGACUGAUUCCUCCAGCCAUCAUUUUCUUAGUGAUCCCUUCUCUAUUCCAUCUGCCUUCUCCCCUCUGCUCAUGAAGCAGGCUUCCAGCUAUGGGGCAAUCCUCCUGGCCUUUGUAUCUACUGUCCUUGGGUGUCAGCCUCAUGUGAUGUUAUUCUAUACUCCACAAAUAAGUGCAGUCCUUCUAUGUCUGUCCCUCUCUUUCUGACUCAUUUCACUUAGCAUGAUAUUCUCCAUGUCUAUCCAUUUAUAAGCAAAUUUCAUGAUUUCAUCUUUCCUAACAGCUGCAUAGUAAUCCAUUAUGUAGAUGUACCAUGGUUUCUUUAAACAGUCAUCUGUUCUAGGGCACUUGGGUUGUUCCCAGAUUUUGGCUAUUGUGAACAGUAACUAUCUCACGGUGAGUCAAUACCAUUAAUAAAAACAAAAAAAGAUAUUGUUUGGGGCAGAGAGAUGGUACAGCAGGUAAGACACUUGACUUGCACAUAACUGACCCGGGUUCGACCCCCAGCAUCCCAUAUAGUGCCCUGAGUACCACAAAACAAAAAGUUAUUGUGUGCUGGGGUUGUGGCUCAGUGUUGGAACACUUUCCUUGCGUGUUUGAGGCUGUUUUUAUCCCCAGCAUUCGUGUGGAGGUUAAGUUCUGAUGCAGUACAAGGUGAGUUCUCCGUAAGUGCAAAGCAUUUCUGUGAAGAACGGAGUCUGCCUCCGGCUAAUGGGGGCCGCAUGAGACCGAGCCAGCCCAGAUAGGCUUCUCAUGCCCUUAGUGGGAAAGAGAUCUCCUAAUACGAAUGCGAAACAUGCCUCUUUCUGCCCGAGACACCUUAGAGCCCCUUGCUCAGUGCCGAAAGGAAGUCAGAACCAUCUCUUCCUAUAGACAGAUUUUUGUUUGUUUUGUUUUGGGGCUCUGCCUGGCAGUGCUCAGGGAUCACUCCUGACGGACUUGGGGAACCAUCACUGCUGCCGGGAAUCAAACAAAGCGCCCAGCCUGCUGUACCAUCUCUCCAACCCCUGUAUGGAACUUUCUGAAGUAUAACUGGAGGUAGCCCCUGUCCUGCUUCACAGAUGGGGGCUGGGGCAAGGUUUGGCCAUACCUAGCAGUGCUGAGGGGUUUCUCCUGGUGCUGCGUUUGGGUUCCCUUCCUGAUGCUAGAGGGAUCUUAUGUCAUUCCCAGAAUGGAACCAGUUUUCCCCACAUGCAAGGAAGUGUCUUAACCCUUGAACUAUUUCUCCAAUCCCUGCUUUGCAGAUUUUCUUUUUCCUUUGUUUGUUUGGUUGGUUUGGGGUCACACCCAGCAGUGCUCAGGGCUUACUCCUGGCUCUGCCCUCAGGGAUCACUCCUGGCAGGGUCAGGGGACCAUAUCAAGUGCCAGGGACCAAACUCAGGUCAGCCAGAUGCAAGGCAAGCCCUAGCUGCUGUGCUAUAGCACUCAUGCGUCUGCUUCACAGAUAUUCAUAUGAAGCAAAUUAACAAUGUAUCAAAUAGGAAGUGGUGUGUGGUUGGGGGCAAAUUGGAGUCUAUGAGGGUAGUAUUUUAUAAUAUUGAUGAGUUUAGUGUUUUGGAAUUUGUUCUCAAGUGAGAAUGCAGUGAUCAGUGGUGACCAGCUCUGGAAGCACCUGUGACAGUGAGAGUAGAGCCAGUGUUCGCCAGGAAAUGCAUCGUUACAGACUGGGACUUGUGUGUUCUUGCUUCCCGCCAAUACUUCCCCAUGGCCCACUCACUAGCCAGGGGCUUCCAGCCUUCCGGAGGGCUCCUUUGUCCAAACAGGAGUUGGGAGCAGGAGAGUGGGAAGAGAUGAGUGCCUGAGAUAGAACAAGGCCCCACACUUGUUCUCAGGGGCCCCUAUUUUACUUCUUUGAGCUUCAGAUCCCUUGUUUGAAAGCAGAGAAAUCAGUACCUACUUAGGUACUAAGGCCAGAGUGGAGGUCAAAUGAAUAACACAGUGAGGGUGUUUAAACUACCCAAGAGGCCAGUGCUCCUUCUGCACCCCGCUGGGCUCUGACGGAAUGUGGCCUCUGCCUCACAGGUGAAGGAGAAGGGUGCUGAGGCUCUGCUGGCGGCAGUGAACUGAGUCCAUCUGCUUGGGUUGAGGCAGGCAGGGAAGCAGCAAAGAAACUGGAGUGAGUGUGUGACCCGGCUGGGAGCAAGUGUCCAGCAGGACAAUGUUCGGAUGGACAUCAGAGGGGUGGCUGGAGGCCAGCAGACACAGGUGGUUUGGAGAGUGACCAGUAUGGUGCUUUUUAGAAAGCAACAGAAAGCUGUCACCUGGUAUUUAAAAGUAGGGUCUGUCUGCCAUAGCCUCUGUUUCACUCAUCUCCAUAAAAGCAAAGAAAUUACUCCAAAGCAAUACUCCCCUGCCUGCUCACUUAGGAUUUGAGUCUGGAGUAGAAGUCCCCUCACUUGACUCUCCCCCCACCCUACACACACACACACACACUUGGUUUCUUCUUUCAAAAUAAUAUUCAUUGGGUAUUUUUUCUAAUUACAAAAGUAGUAUAAUAUAUUACGGAUAUUUCGGAGCAUACAGUAAAGUUUCAAAAGCCUGAAUGGCCAAAGAUGUAGCUCAGUACUUGAGCACUUGGCCUGUAUAAGACCCGGGUGAAUCUGGCAGAAAAGAUUCACCAGCAGAAAAGGAACAAAAGAGAGAAAGUGGGAACCAUGCCAUGCGGAGAGCGAUGCCUGGGGAGGCUCACCCAGUUCCUUUCUAACUGGGUUUGUUCACAGCGUUUCCUAAUCUCUGUUGUGAAAAUAUUGUGUUGCUGCAUUGUUUCUCUCAUAGCAAGAAUGUAUAAGGACAUGGGCGACAUGAACUCCCUGAAAGGAAUUAAAAGCUACAUUACAUGCUGUCCUGAAAGUGGAGAUGCAUCAGCCCCCGGCAGGUCCUUUCUUGGGGAGCUACCUGGUUGCACUCCUGCCACUCUCCACCAACAAGCACCCAGAGUGCACACCUGGUGUGUGGGGCUCGUGCCAGCAGGGUGACAGUGCUUGUUGCACUUUGUGGGAUUUCUCCUGAGUCCCAACAUAGACUCUAGGAGCUUUGAAAACUAGGACGUUGGUGUAGAGCCCUGCGGCGCAGACCGGCUUGUGAGGAGGAAGGAGCCAUUCUCCCAUGUACUCCCCACUGGCAGCGCUCCGCACUGACACCCCCACUCUGACUUGAGUUCUGAGUUUGACUCACUAUCAGAUUCACAGGCCAGAGCACUCGAGAGAACACAGUGAUAGGCACAGGCAUUCAUGCAGUCGCUGAGUAAAGGGCCUCCCUGUGGACUCAAGCUGGGCUAUUCUGGGAGCCCUGUUAGACUGGGCGUCCCUAGCUCCGCACCCACCCCUCAGUGCUAAGGCAGUUUCCCUGGCACUAUCCCCUGUGUGUGUCCUGUGGUUCUGUGAUGGUCCCUUGCUGAGCUCCUCUCCCUCUUCCUUGAGUCCCCAUCAGGUGUCCCUUGGUCCUAGAGAUGUCUGUCCAUGCACUGUCUUCCUCAGCUCUAAUCGCCAUUGUUACUGCGAGUUUUUGGCACGUCCUGUCAACUCACCCCAUUUUGGUCUUAUGGUCCAAAGAAUGACGAAACUUUCCCCAAUGGUGGCAUCAAAUGGAGGCAAGGGGGUGACUCUCCCUGGCAGAGGGGGGUAGUGGUACCGAUGCAGUAGCAUGUGUGGGGGAUACAUUUUCCCAAACAAGCCCUGGCUCACAGUGGAGGGCAGUGCCCAGGUCAGAGGCCAGGAAGCCUGCCCCAGGGUAGGUGCAACCCCCUUGCUGUGAGCCUGGCCCGGGGGUGUCGCCACUCCCUCCUCCAGUACUCACUCAGAAUUAGUCUUCCAGCAUGUAUGUUGAUGGUGACGUCUGAGAAUAUUGCACAUGGAUUUGCUUCUCGGUCCUGGGAAGCAAUCUGAGCUCCGAAAUUUAAUUAUCUUCCACAGACAUAAGCUUUGUGGGGGGAGGCAGAGAAGAGGUGUUGGGUUUGGGGGGGCCUCAUCUGGUGGUUCUCAGGGGUAGGAGUGACUCCUAGCAGUGCUCAGGAGACUAUAUAUGGUACUGAGGAGUCGAGCCAGGGCCAGCCGUAUGUCAGGCCAGUGCCUGACCCCCUGCACUGUCUCUCCAGCCCCAGGUACAGACUUUCUGGGGGGGAGCUUAAAACCCAAAAGACAACCAGGGGUGGUUCCACAGUCACUGCCCUCCUAGUGGGGCGGGGGGGAGAAGAGACACCCCCACCCGUGCGUGCUGGACCCAGCCUUCCCGGGCCCUCAGACCUGCCCUGCCGCCAGGCCUGCUAUUCAGUUUCCCUGCUGGAAAAAGGACUUAAUUCAUUUGUAGACUGUUUCCCUUGUUUCUGCUUUUCCAUUUCUUGUAUUUUUGCUUUUCCUCCUGUUUUUCCUUUCUCACUUUUAUGCCUUUUGUCCUCUGCUUGUUUUUUACUUCACCUUAUCCUUGUCCCUCUCCACUUCCAAAUUCCUCCUCUUUUUCCUCUUCCUUUUUGUCUUUCUCCGUCUCCUCCUCUUUCUUGUUUGGUCCU
Sorex araneus (European shrew) is the source of this 7850-nucleotide messenger RNA. Its product is annotated as 60S ribosomal protein L21-like. The transcript has 3 exons. Gene Ontology annotation, molecular function: structural constituent of ribosome. Gene Ontology annotation, biological process: translation. The record is from RefSeq and is a predicted model, not a curated record. Gene Ontology annotation, cellular component: cytosolic large ribosomal subunit; ribosome. NCBI's taxonomy places the organism in Eukaryota, Metazoa, Chordata, Mammalia, Eulipotyphla, Soricidae. The coding region runs from base 625 to 1107 and encodes 160 amino acids.